CGCUACAGAGAAGAAAGAAAGAACUAGUGCCUCUCAUCACAAAACGUAUACCGACCAGACUACGGAUGACGGUUGAGAUAGACGAGAUCGAGACCAGGGGUGAAGCAAGUACUUGGAGGUGACCCUAGAUACGAAGAUGACCUUCUGACCUUACAUACAGAGGACAGCCCGGAUGGCGGCUGGAAGGAUAGCACCCAUAAGCUGCCUAAUGGCGAACACGAACGGACCGAGACCGGGGAAACUGAGACUAUUGAUGUCGACGACGCACUCGAUUCCGCUCUACGGGGCGGAGAUCUGGGGAGAUUCCCUGAAGGCAAAGAAAUAUGUCACGCCAUGGCGCCAUGAUGACUAUAGAGACGGAGCGCGUUGAGGAUCGCCGGCUCCUACCGGACUCCGUCAGCUCAGGCCAAUCUGGUGGUUGCGGACGUGAUUCCCAUAGAUUUUCUUGCUUUCGAACGCAAGAGGAUCUACGGCAGAGACGAUCGUGGGAAGCAUAACUCCCGACAACAUUGUCGAGGUGAUAUGCUCCACGGGGAACAGCAGUGACAACUCGUUGCCACCUCCACAGAGACCAUCUUACGACGAAAGAACGCGGACGGGUGCUUAACGUGACGUGACGUGACGUACACGGACAAAGUGCCCAGCUAGAAGUAAUAUUAACGUAGUUCCCGGCUGGGGGCGGUUGCGCAAGAGGUGGCGGUUUUAGUGAGUAGGCUAUUCAGGACUCCCACAUCCGCUCCAGCCUGUAUGACUGACGUGAAUCCGUCACUUGGAUUCCGCAACUCCUCGGAUAAAAAAAAAGUAUGAGCUAUGUGAAAGUUUUUCCUUUCUUCGCGUCAAUUUCCUCACCACACCUCAUGCCUAUAUCUGCCGUAGAUACGUGUUUUAAACAGGACACAGGAAUGCUCAACUCUUUUUUCGGGAAAUCCAACUGAUUCGGGUAUUUAUGUUCAUCUGCGAGCAUAUUAUUGACAAUAAGUGUCGUGCGUAUUUAAAGAUUACUGUUGAAAAAAAAAGAAAAAAGAUUAUUCAGUAGUUAUGCAGCUCAAAAAAAUGUUAUGAAUGUUAGGGAAAACGCGAGAAUUUUCAAGUUCCGUGUCGCUGGACACCCUGUACUUGAUCUGAACCAUAUAGUAUGAAAUGUAACAGGUCCGAGGAUGCAACUUCCUGGUUGGCUGAACCAUUGUCUACUGUUUCCGGUUUCUGUUGAUAAAUCGGUGAGUUUCAAGAAGGACAAAUUAAGAUACGGAAAUGUUUGAUUCUUUUGCGUAUAUUUAUAGUAUAGUUUAUGGAAAUCCGGUUGCGUGGUUAAUAUCGCGUCAUUGGUUUAUAUUGAGCAUAAGGUUGGAUAUAUAAAUACAGUUAUUGACGGAGAAGCUUUAGUCCGUCACUCUUGGUUCGUCUAAUCACAUUGGUUACCGGGAUAUAUCAUAAUUUCAUUUCAAAACUAGAGCCAUGCAGGUCUACUUAGGUUUUUGGUUUCUAAUGACAGUUUUAGUAGUGCACGGUUGCAUUGACCAAUGCGAGAAACUGAAUUCUACAGAGGACGAUCGUUCAUUCACCCUCAUCGAGAGUCAAGAAGAAAAGAAGGCCGCUAGAUUAAUACAUGAGAAAAUGAUGAAGUACGAUCUUCUACAGCCACGCGAUAUGCUGAUUAAACUGUCACCGUCGUCAAACUUUAGGCCAUCGUCGAUCUUUGUCAAACGGUGCUUUCCAAUUGAUUGUGACUGUGGAUCUCUCAUUGUGCAAACCGCAAAUGUAACUAGAAAAAUUCUAGUGAAGCGACUGGUCUCACAGAAGUGGGUGUUCUAUAAUGUGAAUGUUGUAGAACACAUAGAAUGCGGAUACGUGCCCAUCUAAACAGUUCACGGAACAGAGCCAAAUAGAUGUCUGAACUGCCAAAACUACAUCUGCAAAUCCAUCGAUGAAGAUUAAAACGAGAGAAAGUGGUGUGAAAAAACGAAACUAUACAGAUUGCAAAUGAAAGUAUGAUAGCAAAUGAAAAUAUGACAGCAAAUGAAA
Neodiprion virginianus is the source of this 2022-nucleotide messenger RNA. RefSeq lists its product as uncharacterized. Lineage: Eukaryota; Metazoa; Arthropoda; Insecta; Hymenoptera; Diprionidae. The record is from RefSeq and is a predicted model, not a curated record. The transcript has 3 exons. The coding region runs from base 1456 to 1860 and encodes 134 amino acids.